GUCGCUGUCGUUGCAGAAGGGAUUGCACUAUCAGAUCAGGCGCCGCAUGCCGCGCUCGCCGACAGACUACCGCCCCUGGCGCGACUUCAUUACUAGCCAGGUCGCAGACGGUGUCACGCAACCAGACAUCAUUCGCCAACUGGCUACGCUUCAUGGAGUUGCGAUCACGCCUCGCACCCUUCGACGGAAAAUUGCUGAGUGGGGCCUUCAAAAACAACGCCUACCACGCUAUGAUCGAAACAACGAUAUAGAGGCCUUGCACGGUCGCGUUGCCUACACAUAUCACGUCCUCUGUCUCGCAGACCAAAAAGCCGUGGAUCUUCUGAGGGCCGAUGGCUUCAACAUCGGGCUACGGCGAUACCGUCGUCUACGCAAAGAGCUUGGACUGACAAAAUAGACUGGUGCAUACAUCAGUGGUAUAUAGUACCUGACGUCCCAUGUUGAGAACAUCCAAGAAGCUUAAGAUUGCCGGACGUCGUACGCGCAUUGCCAAGUCCCGAAGGAUCUCAGCGGCUUGGCGAAGUCUGGCAGACUGUUUCUGGCAUCUAUUCCUUCUGCUCGCGGUACAAGUCUGCCUGUGCUUGAGUGCGAUUCGAUCUGCGGCUGUUCAGAGCAGUCACUACCUCCCAGAAACCCCGGCAAUAACACCACAAAGCCUGUGUAGCAGAUCAUGGGCACGUGCCGCUUAGUAGAAGCUCAACGUACUCGUUCAGCGCUCGGACCGUGCCUCUGGCUCCUUCCUUGCCUGGAAGAAAGGUCUUACAAGUCUACCUCCGUCGCUUUAGGCACUUGCAUUUAAAUCGAAUGAAAAUCAGCAGUCACAUUAACUUCCUAGCCAAAGACUCGGAAUUAUAAAGCUGGUUGCUGAAAUUUCCAUAUCCG
This is a messenger RNA of Sphaerulina musiva SO2202, 882 nucleotides long. RefSeq lists its product as uncharacterized. NCBI's taxonomy places the organism in Eukaryota, Fungi, Ascomycota, Dothideomycetes, Mycosphaerellales, Mycosphaerellaceae. The coding region runs from base 47 to 397 and encodes 116 amino acids. The record is from RefSeq and is a predicted model, not a curated record. The transcript has 2 exons.